Gongylonema pulchrum is the source of this 423-nucleotide messenger RNA. The record is from the annotation of a GenBank genome assembly. NCBI's taxonomy places the organism in Eukaryota, Metazoa, Nematoda, Chromadorea, Rhabditida, Gongylonematidae.
AUGUCACUGGAUUUCUCUUCAAAUCAGCUUACCAAACUGGAACCGUCACUGUUCGCAGAGCUCGGGGCUUUACAACAGUUAACGUUGUCCAACAAUUUGCUCACAAGCUUACAACCGGAAACUUUUUCGGGUUUGAAAAGUUUGCAACGGUUGGAUUUAUCUCGGAACCGAUUGCAUAUAAUUGCUCAGUAUGCAUUUGAUGGCAUACCGGAAUUGAUUUCUCUUGAUCUCAGCAACAAUAACCUUACGCACAUGGUACCGUAUGCAUUCGCCGGGCUUGCGGCUCUGCAGCGCCUCGAUGUCAGUUCAAAUUCACUUGUUGAUCCCGUGUUCAGUGGCCUUAAUAACUUGCUGUAUCUUAAUCUCAGCAAUAAUCUGGUAAUUUCCAUUCAGUUCAUUUUGAGUUUGAGUACCUCUCGCUGA